Molecule: messenger RNA, 4686 nt
Organism: Asterias rubens (European starfish)
Lineage: Eukaryota; Metazoa; Echinodermata; Asteroidea; Forcipulatida; Asteriidae
Product: chromodomain-helicase-DNA-binding protein 1-like
Exons: 24
Coding region: 97-3174 (1025 amino acids)
Biological process (GO): DNA repair; chromatin remodeling
Molecular function (GO): DNA helicase activity; ATP-dependent chromatin remodeler activity; ATP binding
Source: RefSeq, a predicted model, not a curated record
UUGUCUGAACUUGAGUUAAAAGUGAGUCAUAACUUCCAUAUAAAAUUGCUCUGUUUUUGAUGCCUCACAGCAAAAAGAUUCCCUUAUCCGACAGACAUGGACAGAAUUCGUCGGAAAAUAAAGGAGGUUGGUGAUGCCAAGAAUGUUGAAAAGGUCUACGUCGAUGGAAAAGCAAUGACAAAGUUCGGUCUUUCCGGAAUAACGUACCGCCCAUACCAGCUGGACGGUGUAAAUUGGAUGAUACAGCGUUACCAUAGAAACCAUGGCUGCAUCCUCGGCGAUGAGAUGGGAUUAGGCAAAACGUGUCAGACUAUUGGCCUUUUGACGUACCUGUUUGGUUCGGGAGAAACUCAGGGGAAAUAUUUAGUCGUCAGCCCUCUGUCUGUGAUGGGAAACUGGAGAGAUGAGUUUGAAAGAUUUUCACCGAAUCUGAAGUGUAUCGUGUACAUGGGCGAUAAAGAAACCCGUGCAGCGAUGCGGAGUGAAAUCAAACAUUCCAAAUGGCAAGUUCUGAUGACAACAUACGAGCUUUGUAUGAACGAUGCAUCAUUCUUGCAGAGCUACGACUGGGAAAUUCUCGUCGUAGAUGAAGCACAUCGUCUCAAGAACCACAACUCACUCCUUCAUCAGACCCUCAAAGAAUUUACCAUCGGCCACCAUCUGCUCUUGACUGGCACGCCCGUGCAGAAUAACCUGACGGAGCUGUACUCUCUUCUGUCCUUCGUUGCUCCUCGUGUCUUCAGGAGGACCCUCAUAGAAGACUUCUUAGAGGAGUAUGAAGACUUCACGGAAGAUGAAGUAAAAAAUGACCUGCACUCUGUGCUGCUUCCCUUCUUGCUGCGAAGAACCAAGAAUGAAGUGGUCCUGGACGUUCCCAAGAAGUCUGAGGUGAUUCUUUAUCAUGGCCUAUCAGCUCUACAGAAGAAUCUAUACAAGGCAGUUUUGACUAAAGAUUACGAAGCGUUUCGUCAGGCGGAUCCGUGGAGUCAGAAACCAAAGACGAGACUCAUGAAUGUACUUGUUCAGCUCCGCAAAGUUGUCAACCACCCCUACCUCUUUGAUGGCGUUGAGCCGGAACCAUUCGAGCUCGGCGAGCACCUCGUGGAGAGUAGCGGCAAGCUUCACCUCCUGGACCAGCUACUAGUGUUCCUGCAUCAGCGCAAUCACAAAGUCCUUCUUUUCUCUCAGAUGACACGGGUACUAGACAUCCUACAGGACUAUCUUGGCUACAGAGGGUACUCUUAUGAACGUUUGGAUGGCUCCGUCCGAAGCGAGGAACGAUUCUCAGCCAUUAGGAACUUCAACGAGCACGACGAGACGUUUGCCUUCCUCCUGAGUACCAAGGCUGGAGGUCAAGGGUUAAACCUCGUGGCUGCUGAUACGGUCAUCUUCGUGGACAGUGACUUCAAUCCUCAGAAUGACCUCCAGGCUGCAGCUAGAGCACACAGGAUAGGUCAAACAAGGCCAGUCAAGAUAAUUCGUCUGGUUGGGCGAGACUCAGUCGAGGAGGUAAUCCUAAAGAGAGCGGACGCUAAACUGAAGCUGACUAACACGGUGAUAGAGGGCGGCAAAUUCUCACUGGGUGGAGUCGGUCCUGCUGAAAAUGCAACUCAGCUUUCGGAGAUGCUCAAGUUUGGAUUGGAUAAGCUCCUCCAAUCAGAAGACAGCAGCAUCGGUGACGUGGACUUGGAGGGCAUGCUGGGUAAUAGUGUCAGAGGAGAGUGGGUCGAGGAAGAGGUGACCUCUACCCAGCAUGCAUUGGAAGAGGAAGGGACAGAGGAUACUGCGGGGACUUCUGAAGGCGGUCACAUGUAUAUGUUUGAAGGAAAGGAUUACUCCAAAGAACCAGCAGCAACGGAUAAAGACAAGGAGGCGUUUGACAAUCUUAUCUCAGUUGAGGUAGUCGAACAAGAAGAUGAUCUGCAGUUGCCCCGAGCACUACGGAAGAACCGAGGCGUAAGAGACAUGCCCGAGAUUUCACUCCCUGAACGAAAGAAGAAAGAUUACACACCACAGGAACUGGAAGAAAGGAAAAGAAAGAGAGAAGAGGCUGCAUCUAAGAGGGCAGAGGCGGCCGCCAAGAGGGCUAAACUAAUGGAAGAGGCAGAGGUUCGAAGAGCCCAAGAAAGACGACAGAAACUGGAGGCAUUAUGGGCAUCCAAUGAUUACGAGUCGGUUAACAUCGCCAUGGAAACAGAUGAUGAAGAUGAGGAUGAGGAAGAUGACACUAUGACGCUUGAAGAUGACAAUGACGUCACUGCAAUCCAGUAUGUCAGUGGGGAUGUCACUCAACCGAUUAAUACUGGGGACAAUGACGCCAUUGUUGUACAUUGUGUGGAUGACAGUGGUUCUUGGGGUACAGGGGGCCUUUUCACUGCCUUGCACAGGAGGUCAGACCAGCCUGAGACGCAGUACGAGCUGGCAGGCAAAAUGAAAGAUUUAGCUCUUGGGGAUGCACACUUAAUCAGCAUUGAUGAUAAGAUGAGUCGCAGCAAUGGUAGCGAUAAGGUUGCAUUGAUCGUAGCUCACCACAGAGACAGACGUAACAAUCUAUCUGGUAUCAAAUUGUCUGCUCUGGACCAAGGUCUUCAGAGGGUGUACAGAGCUGCUAAGAAAUGCAAUGGAAGUGUUCAUCUGCCACGUAUUGGUUACGCAACGGCAGGCUUCAAUUGGUAUGGUACUGAACGACUCAUACGAAAGCUGCUAGCAUCUAAAGGCAUUCCAACAUACGUAUAUUAUUUUCCAAGACGAAGAGGAAAGCAUCGCCCAACCACCAGCCCACCCACGCACCCUAAGCCUUCAUCGACUACCCCCUCGCUUGACGCAUCAGCUCCUUCAACCUCGAGGGUAUCUACAUCAUCAUCAUCAUCCACCCAAGGAGAGGACGGGACAGGACUGCCCAGUUUCUUCCGAGGGGUGACAGUGAGCUUCAGUGAUGUUGACGAUGGGGAUUUAAAGAAACUCACACGCUAUGUUGUGGCGUAUGACGGUGAUGUCUCUGAGACUGUUGAUGAAUCAACAACCCACAUUGUGGCCAAGGAAAACACGUCAGAGGUUCAGACUCUGCUGGAUAUGAAGGCAUCCAAUCCUGACGCUGUGGUCGUGUCAACGAGAUGGCUUCAAGACUGUAUCGCAAAACAGAGUCACAUCGAUGAAGAGAAAUAUAAACUUUGAUCUUACAAAUGCAAGACUUACUCGCAUAAGAUGAGUGGGAAUUUGUUAAUGUUCAAAACAUCAUUUGGACUUGAUUGAGUUUGAUUCUCAUUGUUGAUGUUUGAUAAAUUUCUUUCUUGCCAAAAACAGUUCUUGCAAAUAAAUUGUGUAGGGGAUCCAAGUUUGCCCUCAGUGCUCAAGUGUCUGAUUCAACCUAACCUAUGAAUAUGGAGACGUGCAAAGUAGGGUUAGAUAGUUCAGUUUGUAGAGCGCCGGCACAUUAAUCUGGAGUUCGUUGGUUCAAAUCUUGCUCUAGUAAAUUUAUCUGUAUAUUUUUCAGUCACCAUCAUAGUUCUUUCUUCUAGUGUAUAACAUAGUUUUUGUUCAUAAAGAUGUAUAUACUUUUCUUUGUAAGGUGAAGUAAGACUUCUUUCAAGUAAAUCACUGGGUUGUACAUAGUUUUUCAAUUGCGAUUCUCUCCUGACUCUAGAAUGGAUCAGUUGGGAGACAAAAGUAGAUUUUGGAUAGUAGAUAGUGGAAGUAAAUAGUCAGCAAAAAUGUGAAUAAUUCGCUGCCAUUGUUGAGCGAUCUAGUGCAUCUAACUUAAAUUCUGACAAGAAUCAUUGGAGUGUGGGUUUGUCUGGUCAUGAUACUUAUGUCUUUGAGCAAGGUACUGUCCAUAAUUGCUUCUCUUAACCCAGGUGUAUAAAUGGGAACCUGGGAGGGCUGGGACGAUAUUAUGAUGUGUUUCUGGUUAGGGCAAAUAAAUAAGCAGGCUGGGGUUGAACACUUCCCAAUGAGUUGAGAAAGUUUGAGGAAUGGUCUUAGAGUGUCUGACAAUUGUAUCGAGAUAAUAAUGUUGUAAAGUGCCUUGACCUAGCUACUAGGGUAAGUGCACUAUAUGAGAACCAAAUAUUAUUAUUAAUAUUCAAUUUCAAAAAUCCUACAUAAACUUCACACAAGAAGAACUCUAUUGGUCUGAAAAAUAGCAGAAGCAUUUGCAAUGUAAUUAAUGUUUUGUCAGAGUGCCUUUACACAUAUUAUUUGUUUUUAUAGAUUAUGCAUUAAAAUUAUUUUUGACUGAAUGUUCGACUAAGCUGAGAAAAUAGCAUUUGAAGGCCCCAGAUGCCCAAUUGCUUAUUUUAAUUGCCAUAAGCAAAGUCAUCAACCAAGAUACACAUUGUGUUCAUGUUUCACUUAGCAUGAUAAACCAUUUACAAAAUGUAUACAUUAAAACUACUUUUCUAUUCAUGCAAUAAUGUGUUUAUCUUGAAGAUACAAUAUUGUAUUAUAAUCCCUUCAGUGGCAUUUCACCUGUACACCAAUUGUUGAAAGAUUCUUGUUAUUUAACAAAAAAUAUGUAGGUUCUUAUUCUUUGAUAAAAACUUCAUGCCUGCUGCAUCUCUCUUUAACUAAUGUUUUAAAUAAAGAUGUGCAAAUUACUUAAUGUUUGUAUGAAAUCAAGAGUGUAAUUUAUAAUAUAGAGUAUAAUUAUAUUAAUUAUAUAUAAUUAUAUAUCUAUUUUUAGAAUGU